Messenger RNA from Leptidea sinapis, 671 nucleotides. RefSeq lists its product as uncharacterized. NCBI's taxonomy places the organism in Eukaryota, Metazoa, Arthropoda, Insecta, Lepidoptera, Pieridae. The coding region runs from base 81 to 554 and encodes 157 amino acids. The transcript has 3 exons. The record is from RefSeq and is a predicted model, not a curated record.
AUUGGGUGGGGACCUAUACGUGUCUUAAUUUUAGUUUGUUUCCACAUUUUCGUGUUAAUUUAAGUAUUACAAUAAGUGCCAUGUUGAAAAUCAGCAGUAAUUUAAUGAUGUGUGUAUUAUUAAGUUUGGUGCUCGUCGCUUCAUCGGAGGCAUUUUUCCUGAAAUGGGGCUCCGAUACCGGAAACCAACAAACACAAAAGUGGGUUCAAUCAAUACCGCAAAACGUAUCGCCAUACCGCUACCAAUACGUGUACCCCUACGAGUCCAGAAAGAUGUAUCAAAUGCCCCAACAACAGUACAUGCAACCCGAAGUACAGAUGCAGCAAAACUUAUCACCAAUUCCAAUAAGCAUACCAGCUGGUGCAAGCCUAACACCAGUUUCACUUCAACAUGUACAACUAGUGCCAUGCAUGUGCCCCGUAGCUCCUGAAGAAGCAGAAAAGCUGCAGGAACAAGUUGGCCCGGGACCUUAUGUGGCACAAACAUAUCCACAGAACUAUCCUAUAGCUCAACAAGUAACCGUCACAGAUAAUUCAAAGUCCGUUAAGCAAUAAACAUUUACCAACCACCGCUUACUUCAUUAUAAUAAUUUAUUUCUAUAUUUAUAAUUAUGUAUAAGACUGAUAGAAUUACGAUGUAUUAUGUGUGGUCAAUAAAUGAGUUUUUGAGAA